This is a messenger RNA of Cygnus olor (mute swan), 2550 nucleotides long. RefSeq names its product abhydrolase domain containing 15 (gene ABHD15). Gene Ontology annotation, molecular function: monoacylglycerol lipase activity; short-chain carboxylesterase activity. The coding region runs from base 170 to 1489 and encodes 439 amino acids. The record is from RefSeq and is a predicted model, not a curated record. The transcript is spliced from 2 exons. Lineage: Eukaryota; Metazoa; Chordata; Aves; Anseriformes; Anatidae.
CACCACGCUCACGUUUCACCCAGUCCCCUUGGCCCCGGCUGGCGGCCGGUCACGCCGUCCCCGGCACGGCCCCUGCUGCUCGCCCAGCCCCGGGGCUGGGCCUUCCCGGCAGAGCCCCGCCGCCUCUCUGCGCACCCUCCGAGCACCGGGGCUGCCGGCCGGGGCCCUCAUGCUGUCCCCUGAGGGUUUGGUGGCCGUGGCCGCCGUGGUCACUUGCCUGGGCUACCUGGCAUGGCACCUUCUGUGUGGGAGGCUGGAGGUGCCCAGAGGUCUGGAGGAUGAGGAGGAGGAAGAGGAGGGGACCCCCAUCCUCACUGAGGACGGCGUGGUGUGCUGCCGGCUGCUGUGCAAGCCCUCGGCGCUGGCCCAGCACCUGGAGCGGAGCUUGGGGCGCUCAGCAGCAUUGAGGGGGGGGCCCUGGCCGUGGCCUCGCUGGCCUCGUCUCCGUCUGCUGCAGCAGCUCCUGCCGCCCCCCCAGCCGGCACCGGCGGUGGUCCGGGAGCAUCUGCAGGUCCCCGACGGCGGCCUGGUGGCCCUGGACUGGCUGGUGGGGCCGCGGGGGGCCGGGGGCCGGCGGCGGGGCAGCGGGGGCCCCCCCAGCCCGGUGCUGCUGCUCAUCCCCAACGCCGCCGGCAAGGUGCCGGGGGGGCUCCUGCAGCUGGGCUGCCGGGCGCUGGAGCUCGGCUACGUCCCCGUCGUCUUCAACCGGCGGGGACACAACGGCUGCCCCCUGGCCACCCCCCGGCUCCAGCCCUUCGGGGACCCCGGGGACCUGCGUGAGGCCGUGGCCUACGUGUGCUGCCGGCACCCCGCCGCCCCGCUGCUGGCCGUCAGCGAGGGCUCGGGCUCGGGGCUGCUGCUGGCCUACCUGGGCGAGAGCGGCUCCUCCAGCCGCCUGGCCGCCGCCGCCUGCCUCUCGCCCGUCUUCCGCGCCCGGGACUGGUUCGAGGCCCCGCUGCCCCGGCUCUACGAGUGGCCGCUGCUGCUGCACCUCAAGCGGGGACUCAGCAGGUACGCGGGCGCCCUGGCCGAGGCGGUGGACGUGGCCAAGCUGCUGGGCAGCCGCUCGCUGCGGGAGCUGGAGGAAGCCCUCUUCUGCGGGACCGAGAGCAGCCCCGCCAGCUGGGAAGCCUACUGGGAGCGCAACGAGCCCCUGCGCGAUGCCGACGAGGUGGCCGUGCCCGUGCUGUGCGUCUGCAGCGCCGACGACCCCGUCCGCGGGCCCCCUGCCCGCACGCUGCCCGUGGAGCUGUUCCGCAGCAGCCCCUACUUCUUCCUGCUGCUCACCCCACGCGGGGGCCACUGCGGCUUCCCCCAGCGUGGCCCCGGGCGAUGCUGGGGCCACGAGGCCGUGCUGGAGUACUUCAGGGCCAUCGGCGAGUUCCUGCGGGCGGAGGAGCGGAGGACCGGGGUGCUGCAGCCCCGUCGAUGGGGGGUUCCCCUCCCCGAGCCCCCCGCCUUCACCUGGCAGCGGUCCUACACCAGGUAGCCCCCUCCCCCCCACCCCAUCACCAGCUCAGGAACGCAGGCAGACACUCCGUGUACUAAAAUUACUUUAUUACAGUUGAUUUUUUUUUUUUUUUAACAUUUCCUUUGCUAUGAUACAAAGGAUACUUACAAACAAAAUAUUACAUAUGACCUUAUUUUUUUUUUUUUUCUCUUCUCUUAUUUUCUGACAACUUGGUAACAGCUUUAAAUGCACAAUCUAUACAAUUAAUACAGGUUAUAUAUGAGCUAUAAUGUAUGUUGAACCAGAAGAAUACCAGAAUACUGACAAUAUACUGUACAUUAAGCCUUACCAGUUAGUGCUCGUGGCAUUUUCUACCAGAAGGAAAACGCACACCUGUAGAUUCACUCAUACCAGCUGGUGCUACCAGACAUGGAAGCAGGAAGGCGUUCAAUUCCCCUAUUUAAAUCCUUCGCGGCCCACCACCGUCGGCGCUGGGCCUGGAACCCUCAGACCAGUGUUCAUAGUAAAACAGCAGAUAUGUGUGUGUUUUUCUACCUGAUGCUCUGCAGCACAGAACCACGACGGCGGGUGCCUUUCCCAGACCCCCCGCGGCAGCCUGGCUUUGCCGAAGCUGCGUUGCUGUACCUGGAUGAAACCCCGCGGCGCUGGGCGAGCUCUUGGUGGGGAGCUGGACGUCCUGAUGGGGGAGAGGAGGAAGAAGAGGAGGAGGAGGAUGGGGAAAGCAGCCACGGCCUCGCUGCCGUCAAUAGGCAGCUCUGGGCUCUGUGCACUCCAACACGCAGGCACCGGAGGGUAGGAGCAAGCCCAGGGCACAUCGCUCCGCCGGCCCCGUCCCAGCCCGGCAAAACCUUGGCCCCCGCGGGGCACGGGAUGCCCGAGGCGCCGGAAGCAGCCUUGAGGCCUCGCCAGAAAGGGUUUGCUUUUGUUUCGCAGCCAAAGCUAGACUGGUGUCGCUACAGGUGUGCACUUCCCCUCCUCCCGCCAUGGUCUACUUCCACUGAUAAGGUUACAUUUUUAUUUUUUAUUUUUUUCUUUAAAGCAACCAGCAAGUGAAGCGCUUUUAGUUGACUGGCAAAAGA